Messenger RNA from Coffea eugenioides, 1244 nucleotides. Its product is annotated as F-box protein PP2-B10-like. The coding region runs from base 36 to 971 and encodes 311 amino acids. The record is from RefSeq and is a predicted model, not a curated record. The transcript is spliced from 4 exons. Gene Ontology annotation, molecular function: protein binding. NCBI's taxonomy places the organism in Eukaryota, Viridiplantae, Streptophyta, Magnoliopsida, Gentianales, Rubiaceae.
AUUGUCAUUGACAUCAAGAAAACAAGAAAAAAAAAAUGGGUGAAGUUAAUGAUGGGAUGCUUUCCCCUUUCCAAUCCUUGCCGGAAGGCUGCAAAUCACACAUCAUCUUUUACACAUCUAUUCAAGAUGCAUGCAGUGCAUCACUCAUUUCUAAGGAGUUCAACUCUGCUUCUAAGUCUGAUACUGUUUGGGGAAAAUUUCUUCCUCCAGAUCUCAAAGAGAUCAUCUCAAAUUUAGUUCCCUGGUUGAGCUCUAAAACGAAGAAAGAGCUCUACCGUUUGCUUUGUCACUUUUCAAACCCGAUCGACAAGGGAAUCCUGAUCAACAAGGGAAACCGGCGCUUCUGGCUAACUAAGUGCUCGAAAAAAUGUUAUAUGCUGAGCGCGUGGGAGCUCUCCAUUCAUAAGAAAGAAGAUCCUGAGUGCUGGAAGUGGUAUGAGUUAUCUGGAUCAAGGUUUUCUGAGGUGGCUGAGCUGCAGCGAGUAGAUAUCCUUGAUAUACGAGUAAAAAUGCCAGCUCGAUCACUGUCACUGAAGACUAAUUAUGGGGCUUACCUUGUGUUCAAAACUAAUGAGUAUUCCUAUGGACUUAAAACUGUUGCCAAGGCUUCUGUUAGCUUUGCUGCUACUGCUGGCACUAGUGGUCUCUCUGAGCCUAUGGAAGGCGACUCUGUCUACCUAAAAAUACCUACAGACGUACAUUAUCUAACACCUACAGAUGAAGAUGAUCCAAGAUAUAGAGGGUGGGAGCCUGAUCUGCAGCGACGAUUUGUUCUGGUGCCUCGGCCUGAGCAUGAAAUUGAUGGCCGGGUUCCACGUGAGAGAAACGAUGGAUGGCAGGAGAUUAUGCUGGGAGAAUUUUUUAACGAUGAAGGUGUUGGCGAUGUCGAGAUAAAAAUUUCAGAAAUUCUCGAUUGGAAAAAAGGCCUCAUUCUCGAGGGAAUUGAGCUUCGACCCAAGGAAGAAGCGUGAUACUCUGAGUCAGUACUAAAACUUUGCGACUAAUGAUGCUACUUGGCAAGGAUCGUUCUGUUAAGUCGUGAGGUGUGUUAUAUUAAAAUAAUGGCAGUUGAUUGGGAACAGCCGGUUUGUUUUCCUUUUGCGAAGGGUUAGAACCUUUUGCUUUUUUUUUUUUUUUUGGGGGUCUGGCUACAUUUCCAACUGAAUUGAUAAGAUUGUUUUGUAAAAUAAAAUGGUAAACUUUAAAUUUGUCUAAUAAAAUAAUAAAUUUCAUAAGUUAAUCCA